GCCAUUUCCGGCCUCCGGGAGCCAAUAAGAGUGAGGCCGCGGGUGCUCCCCUCGCGGUGUCCCCCCUCGCUGGCUUUCCGGCCCCGGGUCGUCUCCGGGAGGGCUUGGACCCGUUGGCCCCGAGGACGUGCAACCAUGCAGCUGAUACUACUAACUUCAUUGAAAGGAAAAAGGAGUUUCAGAAAGUCAAAGUAAUGAUCUUGAAAACAACAAGGGAGGUGUCAGUUUUCCGCUUAGAACAGCAACUUCAAAUUCUUAGCAUGGAAAGUUCAGAGAAGACAGACGUGGUUCUCCUUGCGUGUGGCUCCUUUAAUCCUAUCACCAACAUGCACCUCAGGUUGUUCGAGCUGGCCAAGGACUACAUGAACGGAACAGGGAAAUAUAGAGUUAUCAAAGGCAUAAUUUCUCCCGUCGGUGAUGCGUACAAGAAGAAAGGACUCAUCUCUGCCCAUCACCGAGUUAUCAUGGCAGAACUUGCCACCAAGAAUUCAGAAUGGGUGGAAGUCGACACAUGGGAAAGUCUUCAGAAGGACUGGGUAGAGACUGCUAAGGUGCUAAGACACCAUCAACAGAAACUGAAGGCUCAUAUCUGUGAUCACCAGCAGGACUCACCUGGGCUGGAAAGGCCUGGACGGAAGAGGAAGUGGGCUGAACAGAGUGAAGAAUUUAAUCAAAAGAAAUGCCCAGAGCCCAAAACAAAAGAUGGGCCAAAGAUAAAAUUGCUGUGUGGGGCAGAUAUACUGGAGUCCUUCGGUGUUCCCAACCUGUGGAAGAGUGAGGACAUCACCAAAAUCGUGGGCGACUACGGGCUCAUCUGUGUUGCGCGGGCUGGAAACGAUGCUCAGAAAUUCAUCUAUGAGUCCGACGUGCUGUGGAAACACCAGAACAACAUUCACCUGGUGAACGAAUGGAUCACCAACGACAUCUCAUCCACGAAAAUCCGGCGAGCCCUCCGAAGGGGACAGAGCAUUCGCUACCUGGUACCCGACCUCGUCCGGGAAUACAUAGAAAAGCACAAUUUGUAUAACUCUGAGAGCGAAGAGAGGAACGUCGGCGUUAUCCUGGCUCCUCUGCAGAGAAACGCUGCGAACACUAACUCAUGAGAAAUCCUACAGCAUGAAAUUUUGGAAUUCCUUUUCAGAAAUUUGAAACAAUCUGCGUCUUAGUAACUGGGGAAAGGAAUUGUGAUCCUGUUGCAUACACUAAAGCUUAAAGGUUUGGUAAAAAUCAAUAGCACAUUUAAAUCAGGCUAAUUUUUUUCUUUUUAUAAGAAGUUGCUAAUAGGAAUAUGUUCAAUAUUAUGGGUUUUUUGGAAUGUACAGAUCUCUUUAUUUUUAAAACAUGAGACUAGCAGCACUAAAACCAGAAGAAUAUUUAAUCAACCUAACUACAAAUGACAUCCCAGCUUUACCACAUAAGAGAAGCAAA
Molecule: messenger RNA, 1428 nt
Organism: Pteropus alecto (black flying fox)
Lineage: Eukaryota; Metazoa; Chordata; Mammalia; Chiroptera; Pteropodidae
Gene: NMNAT1
Product: nicotinamide nucleotide adenylyltransferase 1
Exons: 6
Coding region: 195-1103 (302 amino acids)
Biological process (GO): NAD+ biosynthetic process
Molecular function (GO): nicotinamide-nucleotide adenylyltransferase activity; nicotinate-nucleotide adenylyltransferase activity
Source: RefSeq, a predicted model, not a curated record